Molecule: messenger RNA, 1761 nt
Organism: Sphenostylis stenocarpa
Lineage: Eukaryota; Viridiplantae; Streptophyta; Magnoliopsida; Fabales; Fabaceae
Source: the annotation of a GenBank genome assembly
AUGUCCACCCUCCCUACAACUCAAGGGAAAACUGUCCCAGAUGCCUCUGACUACAAAGGCCACCCCGCCGAGAGGUCCAAAACCGGUGGUUGGAUCGCAUCCGCCAUGAUAUUAGGAGGAGAAGUGAUGGAGAGGUUGACGACACUGGGAAUAGCAGUGAACUUGGUCACAUAUUUGACUGGGACCAUGCAUUUGGGUAAUGCUGCCUCUGCCAACGUUGUUACCAACUUCUUGGGAACCUCCUUUAUGCUCUGUCUGCUUGGUGGCUUCCUCGCCGAUACGUUCCUCGGAAGAUACCGCACCAUCGCCAUCUUCGCAGCUGUUCAAGCCACUGGUGUUGCGAUAUUGACGAUAUCAACCAUAAUUCCGAGCCUGCACCCACCAAAGUGCGCGCAAGACACCGUGUCACUUUGCGUGAGAGCGGAUCAGAAACAGUUAAUGGUGCUGUAUCUGGCGCUUUACUUAACGGCUCUUGGCACUGGUGGUUUGAAAUCGAGUGUGUCAGGGUUCGGUUCGGAUCAGUUCGAUGAUUCGGACAAAGAUGAGAAGAAGCAUAUGAUAAAGUUCUUCAACUGGUUCUAUUUCUUCGUGAGCUUAGGGUCCCUGGCCGCAGUGACGGUUCUUGUGUAUGUGCAAGACAACAUAGGACGAAGAUGGGGUUAUGGUAUCUGUGCGGUUGCGAUUCUUGUGGCUCUUCUCGUGUUCUUGUCGGGUACGAGGAAGUACCGGUUCAAGAAACUUGUGGGUAGUCCACUCACUCAGAUUGCAGAAGUGUUUGUGGCUGCUAUUAGGAAGAGGAACUUGGAAUUGCCCUCUGAUUCCUCGUUGCUCUUCAAUGAUUAUGACACCAAGAAGCAGACCAUGCCGCAUAGCAAGCAGUUUCGUUUCUUGGACAAAGCUGCAAUCGUGGAUUCGUCAGAAUCGGGUGGUGGAAUGAAGAGGAAGUGGUAUCUUUGCACUUUAACAGACGUGGAAGAGGUGAAAUUGGUGAUAAGAAUGCUUCCCAUAUGGGCGACCACCAUCAUGUUUUGGACGAUACACGCUCAAAUGACAACAUUCUCGGUGUCACAAGCGACCACCAUGGACCGUCACAUAGGAAAAACAUUUCAAAUUCCGGCAGCAUCGAUGACCGUUUUCUUAAUCGGAACGAUUCUGCUAAUUGUCCCCUUUUACGACCGUUUCAUUGUUCCGGUGGCAAGGAAAGUGCUUAAGAACCCACAUGGGUUGACCCCUUUGCAACGCGUAGGAGUUGGUUUAGUGUUCUCAGUGUUGUCCAUGGUGGCAGCGGCACUGAUAGAAAUAAAGAGGGUGAGAUAUGCAGAAUCGCAUGGUUUGGUAGAUAAGCCAGAAGCAAAGAUCCCAAUGACCGUGUUCUGGUUGAUCCCACAAAAUUUCUUGGUGGGGGCAGGGGAGGCCUUUAUGUACAUGGGGCAGUUGGACUUUUUCCUUAGAGAGUGCCCCAAAGGGAUGAAGACAAUGAGCACAGGAUUGUUCUUGAGCACACUGUCUUUGGGGUUUUUCUUUAGCUCCUUGUUAGUGUCUAUAGUGAACAAACUGACAGCACAUGGUAGGCCAUGGCUCGCAGAUAAUCUUAACCAAGGGAGGCUCUAUGACUUUUACUGGCUUUUGGGCAUACUGAGUGCCAUAAAUGUGGUGUUAUUCUUGGUUUGUGCUAAAUGGUACGUUUACAAGGAGAAGAGGCUUGCUGAGGAGGGUAUAGAGUUGGAAGAAACAGAUGAUGCUGCUUUCCAUGGCCAUUGA